This is a messenger RNA of Lepisosteus oculatus (spotted gar), 1377 nucleotides long. RefSeq names its product zona pellucida sperm-binding protein 3-like. The record is from RefSeq and is a predicted model, not a curated record. Lineage: Eukaryota; Metazoa; Chordata; Actinopteri; Semionotiformes; Lepisosteidae.
GUCAAUGUGAAUUUGUUAACUGGUGGUUGUUUAAUUUUGCGUGAUGGCGCUUGAGCGUAAAUUCCAUCUCUUCUUGUUUUUGCUGUGUCUCAUCCCGGUGUUCUGCGAUGCCGGCUCGUGGGCUGACUUGUCCUUAAAGUCUUUCUCGCCGGUGAGGAGAGGGAGACUGCAGCUCAGCUCUUUGCCUGUCGAAUAUCGGCAGACGGUCCCGCUGUCCGUGUCGGUGCAGUGUGGAGAGAGCACAAUCGUGGUGCAGGUCAAGACGGACCUGUUCGGCACCGGGCAGCUGAUCGGCGCCUCGGAUCUCCGCCUGGGGGACUGUGCGGUCACCCGGCAGGACACCGCGGCGCAGCUCCUGAUCUUCGAGGCUGAGCUGCAGGCGUGUGGCAGUGAGCUGAUGAUGCCUGCUGAUCAGCUUGUCUACACGUUCUCCCUGCUGUACAAGCCGACUGCGCUCUCUCACUCUCCCAUUGUGAGGACGUCUCCAGCCAGUGUUGGUAUUGAAUGCCACUAUACCAGGCUGCACAACGUGAGCAGCAAUGCCCUGAAACCAACCUGGGUCCCCUUUGCCUCCACCAUGUCUGCUGCAGGUCUCCUGAACUUCUCCCUGGUGCUCAUGAAUGAUGACUGGACGUCUCCGAGGUCCUCCAUGGUGUUCUACCUGGGGGACAUCCUGAACAUCGAGGCCUCUGUCACCCAGGCUGACCACCAGCCUCUCCGGCUCUUUGUGGACAGCUGUGUGGCCACCUUGGUUCCAGACAAGAACUCGGUUCCAAGAUAUGACUUCAUUGAGAACCAUGGGUGCCUGACUGAUGCCAAAGCAACAGGUUCCAAUUCUCAGUUCAGACCAAGGUCCCAGGACCCCACUAAACUGCAACUGCAGUUGGAUGCUUUCAGGUUCUACAUGGACACCAGAAACAUGAUCUACAUCACCUGCCACCUGAAAGUAGCUGAUGCUUCCCAGAAUGUUGACCCUGUGAACAAGGCCUGCUUCUUUGCUUCUGGAGCCAGGUGGACCUCUGUAGAUGGUAGUGACCAGGUGUGUGCCUGCUGUGACAUUGGAAGCUGUAGGAGGCGCCGCAGAUCUCUACCCUUGUAUGCAAAGAGAGAAUGGGAGGGUGAUGCAGUAAUUGGUCCCAUAACUGUGCAGGAAGAGGACCCUGCCUUCCUGGGGCCUGAGGCUCGCAACCUCCUGGGAUUAAAAGAGCAGAGAUCAAAAGGUUCCUCCACAGUGGUGGCCCUGGCUGUGGUGGCAACUGCGCUGGGUGUGGUCUGUGUUGCUGUAAUAGGAGUUGGAGUUCACAGGAGGCGAAACAGAUUCAUGAUCUGAAUGUAACCUGAUCCCACUAAAUAAAAACUGAUGCAAAUCAAAGCUUG